Messenger RNA from Serendipita indica DSM 11827, 2238 nucleotides. The record is from the annotation of a GenBank genome assembly. Lineage: Eukaryota; Fungi; Basidiomycota; Agaricomycetes; Sebacinales; Serendipitaceae.
AUGCAGGCAGAAAAUGGCCAAAGCAAGUCAUUUGACGCGUCGGUGACAGUCUCCGGGACGCUCUCCAAGCUACUCCCACUCCCGCAUGUCACUGACGGCCGCAAUCUCCAUCCACUUGCAAAUCCUACUCUUGGAGCUGCUGGAUACAGCGAAUCGCCCGCGUCUGCAGUGCGCAAGCUGCUGUCUACCUUUCGGGAUGUUAGCCACAGCUUGACGGCGGCUACGAGCUAUCCAAUCCUCGAUCAGCGGACUGUGACACUAUACAAGGAACACUCGUUGCACGAGCAAUCUAUCCAUAAGGCAGCCCGUACAGCAAAGGCCACGCUCAAGGCUCUGAGAGGGGCUCGUGAAGCUUCCGAAUCACAAUACUCGGCGUUUGGGUUGCCCAUCCCAACUCUACGUUCACAAGUCUGCGCAUUCGUCCUCAACUCGAUCGAGAGAUGGGCGAAUGCGGCCAAACUCGAAUACUUUCUGGACGAAUCGCACGCUACAGAUGGUCCCGUACCUUUUCCAUCGACACCUGGUCGCGCGCAAACACCCGCGCCGCCACCCUCCAAAAAGAUCACCGCGUCUUUGACAAAGGAGCAUCUACUCGUCGAUUUUGAGUUUGAAAAGGAUGGCCUGGCAGACAGCCCACAAAUUGACUUGCCUAUUCAUCAACACGUCGUGCCGCUCACCUUGCGCACUGUCAAAAUUACCGUUGGGGACAAGGACGAUACGUCGUUUGGCUCUAGUGGACACGCGGGCGGCACUCUCCACGGCAUGUUGGAGGAGAAGAUGAAUGCAUUUCUCUUCGAGCUCGCAUGUGGCGGAAAGCGAACGUGGGCAAUGGUCGACAAUCGCCGCGUAGAGAAAGUAGCCCUAGAGCUCCAGGCUGCCUUUCGGGGACUCGAUCAAAUGGCAGACAUUAUCAAACAUGAGACCGAAGCUGGCGCUGAAGUAGCCAUGUCCUGGUGGGAUUGUGUGCCAAUUCUGACUGAAAAGGUGCUCUCAGUAAUCCGGAUAGAGCAAAAGUGCAUGUCUAGCGAGUGGAAGUCACACAUGACAGAAUAUUCAUCAACCGUACCACUAGAUAUCCUCGCCAUGCGAUCGUGUGGCAUUCCACUUCCCUACCUCAACUCGAUAUCUCUCAGCAUUCUUCCUCAUCUAUCGCCUCUUGCGUACCUGACUCUAUUACGCUCGUGGCAAGCCUCCAAAGAACCUAGGACAGAGGAGGCAUCUGAUCUGGCCGACAUUCCACUCUCUCACCUUCGUGCCAUUCUCAGCGACAGACAAACACGCCGAAUGCUAGAUGUCCCAGAGGUCGACAUCUCAUACGACCCCUCGCUACCAAGUUCGUCGGUAAUAGAGGACAUGCUCGGUUUGCCGCUGAUUGCGAAUCCACCAUCGAUGCCGUUCGCCCUGGACGAAGAAUCUCGGGUGAAGCGUGCAGAGCUCACUUCUUUUGUCCUUAUGAAACCCUCCUUUACGGGCUCGAGCGAGCUCUCGUCCAAAGGAGGCUGGACGAUGUCUUGUCGGAUUGCUGGCGGAAGCUCCUCUGUGAUCCUCAGCCAGGCCAGAAUGAAGCGAGUCGCAGAAGCUAUCGGCAAAUCACAUACCUCGAGUGACGCGCUUAACUUGCUUUCUCUGACGGCUCCUACCGUCGCCGUUGGACCAAGUUGGCUCGAUUUGACCAUCGACCCGAGUCUCACUCAGGCUUCGAGGACAUAUACGUCGCGAUAUCAACCGCCCCCCGGAGACGAUCCAGGGCUAUUCAACGUCCUGAUGCCGCUGACCGAACCGGGGCUUGCCUUUCACGAUCUUCCAGUUCGGACAUUGGAUCAGGUCCUUUCUGUCAUCUCCAUUCUAAAGGAGCAGUUGUGGCUGAGGUCACUGCUUGUAGGCGUGGGCUUCCAAGCAGGCUAUAGGGCUGAUGAUCUCGGGCCGUCAUUGGACAAGGCCGAGCAGGGCAUGGAAGAUGCUGUAGGCUUAUUAGAGUCACUUCUCAGCGACAAAUACACGCCCACGAAACUUCGAGUCACCUACGAGGUAAUCGCGGACGGGAGAACUGGCGUGCGAGUUACCUUUCCGUUCAAGCAGCAGACUGUCGUAUCAGAAGUUGCUCUGGAUUUGGCGUGCUCAAGAGGAGUUUCCGUUCAUGUCAACGGCGAGAGGAUUGAAUCUUUGGAAGAGGUUGUUCGUCGUGGUGGCUUACUGGGGCUAGUUACUGCCGUAUGGAGAAGGACUCAAAUCCAGUAG